Daldinia vernicosa is the source of this 920-nucleotide messenger RNA. RefSeq lists its product as uncharacterized. Lineage: Eukaryota; Fungi; Ascomycota; Sordariomycetes; Xylariales; Hypoxylaceae. The record is from RefSeq and is a predicted model, not a curated record. The transcript has a single exon. The coding region runs from base 69 to 851 and encodes 260 amino acids.
UAACGGGAAUCAGUUUUUCAAAGCUUCACUUCAUAUCACAUCUUCAGUGUCAAAGUACUUAAACUAACAUGCUUCGGCAACUUUAUACUCGGGCUAGGCCCUCAUUACUAAGGCCAAUCGCCCAUCACCGUCAGUUUAGGAGCCGGCCGCAGCUCAGCUUCUCCAAUUAUGCGCCGCCGCCGCCUGGUCCAUAUUUCUCUGCACCACCCCGGUCACGAGGUAGCCGGCUUAAGGAUAUCGCACUCGGAUCGGUGAUCACCAUUGUUGCUUAUAUAGCAUAUCAAUUUUAUUCCUUCCGUCAGUUUUCCAAGGAUCUUGAGAAAGCCGUAGAAGAACUUAGUCAGGAAGAGGCCAGGGAUGAUGAGUUGCGCCUGAGCUUCGCUGAUGCUCGCCGCGCCGGUGAUCAUGAUCGUUUAAGGGAAAUUACUUUUCAACACGCGCGCCGCAAGUGCAUGUCGGACCAUACGAUGGAGUUUGGUCCGCUACCGAGCUUUUUUGGGGAUAAGAAUAUUAUCCCCGAGGAGGAUACUUUGGUGUUUAUAGGGGUCGGCAACGAAGCUGUUAUCAACGUCUUCGGCCACAGCAUUUUGGAAAUCGACAUAGCCAUCAACGCCGAACUAAAUGAAGAAUUCCUCCCUUCGAGGAAUCCGAAGGAGGGCGCCGCUCUUACGGAAUUGCUUGCUCGGAUCAACUCCCUAACCGUGCAGUUGGCUCGAAAAGGGUUACUGGACGAAGUUUCUGGCUUGGCACUUCGUGUGUUCUUACGAGAUCAAUAUUUCCAAAUGGAAUAUGAUAUUAAUCUACCUACUCCUGAAGAUGAGACCGAAAACGAGACCGAAAAUGCAGCUUGAUAGAGAGCUUGACGCCUAUCACCGCUUAACGUUACCUGCUAACAAGCGGAUUGGCAAUAUUGGCCAUUU